Echinops telfairi (small Madagascar hedgehog) is the source of this 5172-nucleotide messenger RNA. RefSeq names its product nesprin-2-like. Bases 1 to 5172 code for a protein of 1723 amino acids. The transcript has 32 exons. The record is from RefSeq and is a predicted model, not a curated record. Lineage: Eukaryota; Metazoa; Chordata; Mammalia; Afrosoricida; Tenrecidae. Gene Ontology annotation, molecular function: protein binding.
AUGGCAUCUGAGACGGUGCUUCCCAGCGGAGAGGACCAGGCUUCCUCGGGCAUCGAUGAUCUUCAGAUUUCAUUGCAAGGUGCUCGAAAGCGGACAUUGGCUCCACCCGGUGUUUGUGGAAAGGACCCUGGUGGCAUAGUGGGGUACACAUCGCAAACUCAGCUCUUCGAGCCCACCAGCUGCUCCCCGGGAGAAAAAGGAGGCAUCUAUGCCCGUAAAGAUCUGAAGUCUCAGAAAUCCAGAGGGGAAAUUCUGUUCUGCCUCAUUGGGCCACGGCGCAUUGAAAUCAACUUGAUGGCAUGCAGGCAGGGGAAGCUGUGUGAUGCCGUGCUGUCUCUGGGCAGCAGUGACAGCUCUGACGAGAGCCCACUGGAAGGAUCAAAAAGCAAAUUAGCUUUAGCCUUGAAGCACACCACCCCCACAGUUGUAUCAGACCUCUUCACGGACAUUCAAAAGGGGCACGUCCUCCUGGACCUGCUAGAAGCACUUUCAGGACAAGAGUUGCCUCGAGAUAAAGGAUCGAAUACGUUUCAGUGUAGAACCAACAUAGAACAUGCUCUGACAUUCCUGCGAAACCGAUCGAUCAAGCUAAUAAAUAUUCAUGUUACUGAUAUUAUUGAUGGCAACCCAUCCAUUAUUCUUGGCCUAAUUUGGACAAUUAUACUGCACUUUCAUAUCGAAAAGCUUGCCCAGACUCUGUCCUGCAAUUACAAUCAACCCUCCCUGGACGAAGAGAGUGAGGUUGGCUCAUCUCCUACCGCAAGUCCUCCAGCUAAGAAGUCUUCCAAAGCCCAAGCAAGAUGGCAGAUGUCUGCAAAGAAGGCGCUUCUCUUGUGGGCUCAGCAACAGUGUGCCACAUAUGAGUCUGUCGAUGUUACAGAUUUUAAGUCCAGCUGGAGAAAUGGGAUGGCUUUUUUAGCUGUCAUCCAUGCCUUGCGACCAGACUUAAUUGAUUUGAACAGUGUGAAGCAUAGAUGCAACAGAGACAAUUUGAAAGACGCCUUCCGAAUUGCAGAGCGAGAACUGAAAAUCCCCAAAUUGCUGGAACCAGAAGACGUGGACGUUAAUAAUCCGGAUGAAAAGUCUAUUAUGACUUAUGUGGCCCAGUUUCUGAAGUAUUCAAAGGACGCACCUGGAACUGGCCAGGAAACUCAGGCAAAGAAGUCCGAAGACGCGGCAGCUUGGUUAACUUUCCAGGAGGAAAAGCUACAGAAAGCGCAAAAGGAUUCAGAAAAUGAAUCCUACUGUAAGAAGUACGAAAGGCUGCUGUCCUUUCUGGGGUCGUUCAAUGAAGAGAAACAGCGCUUUGGGGACACCCCGUGGCGAAGACAGGCUCUCGCUGAGCUGAGUGAAGAUGAGCUCCCGUUGAGACAGGCUUGGGACAGCCUCAGCCACCAGAUCAACACGUGGAAAGCAAAACUGAACCAAGCUUUGCCCUCCCCGCUCGAUGAGAUCGAAGCGUGGCUACAGGCGUUAGAGCAUGCUGUCGACGGAGAUUUUCAAACCGUCCGGGAUUUCUCUGCAGCCAGGACUCAAGCCCAAGAGAAAAGGACUUUAUUCAAGGUUCCCUUUGAGACCCUAUCCCAAUGGAAUCAACAACACACUGCUUUCAACGAAGUGGGACAUUUCUUAAUUGAAGUCAGUAAUGAUGAAGUUGGGUCAUCAAUUUCUAGAGAACUGAGAAGACUGAAUAAAAGAUGGAAAAAGUUUAUUACAAAAACUCAGCUUGAUAUGCACCUGCCUCUUAUUAUAAAACAGAGUCAGUCCAUUUCUGACCAUUCUGGAAAUAUUCAGCCAUCCAGAGAAGACAAAUCAACUAUUGAUUUUUCACAGGACAUGCCAAUAGAAGCUCCCAAAAACCACAGUCCACAUUCAAAGGCUGGAGAAGAGCAAAGCACAGCCGGUGAAGUAUCCCCAGAGCCCCUCAAACUGGGGGAAGAUGUGGAAAGACUCCGGAGAGAAGUGGGGGUCUGGGAGACAGAAACCAAGUCUGUUUUGGAUCUUCUCGGUCACCCAGACGGCGUGGAGGCAGCAGCAGCAGCAGCAGCAGCAGACUCUUUGCAGCAUCUUCUUGCCAAAGGCUCUCUGUAUGAAGAGCUUGUGGCAAGAGCUGAAGAUAUUCUACAGAUGGAUGUGCAAAAUAUUUUAAGCCAAGAGUCUCUUCAAUAUGUCCUCUCAGCAGGGCUUCAGGCAAAGAUUCAAGAAAUGAAAGAGAAAAUUCAGAUCAAUAUGAUACAGCUGGCUGCGAUGCUGAAAAACUCCUCUGCUGCUUCUUCACCUGAAAUGGAUGUCCGGCUGAAGCUGGAAGAAUCACAGAGGGAGCUCGAAUCCCACAUUACUAGGGCUGCACAGUUACUGGAGCCAAGAGAGAGCACCCGUGGGGAAAUUUCAAAAUACAAGGAAGCACUGAUGAUUUUUAAUUCUCAAAGCCUUGCCAAGUAUUUGAAAACGGUUGAAGAGCUGAAAAGCAGCGUCACGGAGGAAGGAAAGCUCUCUUUGGAAGAAAGGAGUAGAGAAGUGUGUGCCAAGUGGGAGUCCAUUCAUCAUGAACUGUCUCUAUAUAUUCAACAGCUAAAAGUAGACAUUGAAAAGGGAAAACUCACUGAGACUAUUUCAAAACUUGAAAAACAAUUAAAUAAAGAAAAGAAACUAAUUCGUAGAGGAAGAACCAAGGGUCUCAUUAAGGAACAUGAGGCCUUCUUUUCUGAGGAAGGCCAUCUGCACCAGCUGGACUACCACAUGCAAGUCCUCAGGGAGAUAUGUGAGGAACUGACUUCACAGAAGAGCCAACACCAAGUGAAGAGAGCGCUUACCGAUUAUCAACAGAAGAUAGAAAGACUUCGGAAAUCUGCAUCUGAGAUUCAUGGGGCCCUCCAAGCCACCCCCGGAGGCGUGUCUAGAGACAAGGAAGGCAUGAACUCAUCUGAGAAUGGAGGAGGAGACGCCCACAGUGAAGCACCAUUUGCCAAGUCAGAUAAUCCGCCACCAGCUGAAAAGGCAAUGGAACCAAUGGCAAAUGUUAGCCCGGAAUCAGAAUUAACAUCUCAGCAUGAAGCGUGCACUGUGGAAGAGGAUGAAAAGGGUUACAGUACACCUAUCAACAGCCUACUAGAGAGGUAUGAUAUGCACAGAGAGAAUCUGGAGUGGCACCUGCAGAGUGACAGACGCAGGAUCACGUCUGAUUUCUCCAGUGACAAGGAAACCAGCGGCGGUUGCCUGCAGGAGAAACUAACAGACCUGCAGGCCUUAAAAAAGGAAACUGAUGCUUGCUGGAAGGAAUUUGAGAUCACUUCCCUGAGGUUAGAAAGUCUCGUGAAUGACAUGAAGAAGCCUGUCAUAGCUAAGGCAAGAGACCGAUUAAAGGGACAGGAACAAGAGUUCCAGAUGGCCCUCAAUGACAGAAUGGAGUCUCUGGAGCUAGCACUGCAGAUUGUGUUGCCCCUGGAGAAGGAAUCGCUUUGCCUCUGUGACUCGGAUUUGGUCCUCCAUGAACUGGCCAUUCGAGAAUUUCAUCUGAAGGAUGCUGAUAGCAUUUAUCAAAACCUAAAGAAUAUUCAAGAUUCCCUUGCGAAACAGAUCGAAAUAUGUAGCCAUUUCGAAGAGCCCGGCAAUUCUGCACUACAGGAAUUACACCCACUUGACCGAUGUGCCACUCACCAUAUUAUACUGAACUACAAAGCGCAACUCGAAGGGUUGGGCCAUAAAGUUCAGAGGAGCGAAGAUGCCCUCAACGUUCUGGAGGCAUUUUUGGCCUCUCUGAGAACAGCUGCACUCCCUGUGGAGCUGGCUGCCGACUGCGCAGCCUCAGAGACACAGGUGUUGCCAGAACGUAGUUUGACCGCAGAACACAGAGCGGGCAGCGUCCAUCUGAUGAGAGAUAAGGCCAGACAUCUGGAUCACCAUUUGCAGGAGCUUGAUAUCAGCCUGAAAGAUGCUGAACUGGGCGAGGCCUCCUCCUGUGAGAAGCUGACUGAUUUUGUGUCAACCAAGUGUGGGGCACAGGAAGAACUCCGCGGGGACAACAAGUUACUAGAGAUGUGUGUUUUCAAAAAUAAUGAGCUGCUAAAAAAUCUUCAAGAUGUGCAGAAUCAAAUGAGCAAAAUUGGUCUUAAGGAUCCAACCAUUCCAGCUAUAAAACAGAGGAAAAAAUCACUUAUCAGAGUGGAUAAAGAUCUAGAUGAGUACGAAGACGAGAAGAAACACCUGCAAGGAAUGGCAGCUUCUCUUCCACAGUUCAAGGACGGCCGAGAAAAGGCUCUGAAGCAGCGGUGCGAGCGCACGGUACUCCUGUGGGAGAACACAAAAGCCUCGGUCGCUGAAUGCCUUGAACAGUGCGAAAGGGCGUUGGAGCUGCUGAAACAAUAUCAUAAUUUAAAAAAUAUCCUGAUCACAUUGAUUCAAAAGGAGGAGAAUGUCAUCUCGCUGCAGGCGUCCUACCUGGGAAAGGAGAACCUGAAGAAAAGAAUCGCAGAGAUCGAAAUUGUCAAAGAAGAAUUUAAUGAACAUUUAGAAGAUGUAGACAAGAUAAACCAGAUCUGCAAAGACCUACAAUUCCAUCUAAAUAAAAUGAGCACCUUUGAGGAACCACCUUUUGAGAAAGAAGCUAAUAGCAUUGUGGACAGAUGGCUUGAUAUAAAUGAGAAAACAGAAGACUGCUAUGAAAAUCUUGGUCGAGCUCUGGCUUUAUGGGAGAAACUUUUGACUGUAAGAAAUGUCAUCGAUGAGUGGAUUGAAAAGGCCCUUCACAAAGUGAAAUUACCCCUGACCGAAGAGGAGAGUAAAAGGCUGAAGGAAGAUCUACACGCCCAAGAACAAGAACUUCCGGAAGUUUUCAAGAGAGUGGCUGAAGUACAAUUUCUGCUUCAAACCAGUGAAAUACCUCUUGAGUUGCAGAUGAUGGAGUCUUUGAUUCUGAAGAAAAUGGAAUAUGUGAAAAUGGGUUUAGCAGGUGAAUCGCGGAGCUGCGCCUUCAGUGGUAACCCAGAUGGACUACGAGAAGACCUGGACCAGGCCAAAACUCAGAUUGGAAUGACGGAAUCGCUCUUACAUGCCCUAUCUCCUUCAGACAGCUUGGAAAUCUUCACUAAACUAGAGGUGCCCGACACUUCUCUUCUGAUUCAGUUUGAUCUUCACACUUAUUUGGCAUACGUAGUCUUCACCUGUUUAGGAUAG